UUUCAUCUUCCUCUUAUUUAGUAAUUGCCUCUGUUACACAACUUCAUAAAACUGUUUCGUUCUGCCUGAAGGGAUGCUAAGUGAAGGCUUCAUCUGUGGGAUUCCGUACUGGAAUGAAUACCAAAGGGAAUGUAGGACUGAGAAGAGACAGCAAAACCCAUUAGAUGAUGACAUGGUGUAUGAGUUGGCUUCAGUCAAUAACUUUCUGCAUGGCUCUCACUCUGACUCAUCAAAUCCGGCUCUGUCACUUCUUGAAAAGUGCAAGUCUUUUGGCAGGUCAUUCAGUUCGAGCGGACAGGAAAAGAAAAUGACACCACUGGUACAGGCCUCAAAGGUGACUCCUAUUGCCAGGCAGAGGUCCCUGGUGGUAGAUAUUCCAGGAAGUUCUGGUGUGAGCAAGGAAACUUAUUUUGUUCCCUCAUGCUGCAAAAGUAUUUGUGACAAUUACAAUGACCUGCAGAUUGCUGGAGAUCAUGUGUUGCCAAUUGAUUCUGAAACAUCUGGCCUGACUUCCCAAAGCAGCCAUGAAGCAAACAUGGGUCCAUUCUUGUAUUCACUGGAAAUCCCGUCACCAGAGUCUCCAAAACUGUCAGAAUACCCAAACAAGCCGCUCAAUAGUGACUCAUCCUGUUGGCGCAAUAGCAGUACUAAAGACAAAAGCAUCAUCCAGCACUCUCAGCCACUCACCAACUCUGUUCUGAAUGAUUAUCUUGAGCAGAAAGUUCUAGAACUCUACAAACAGUACAUGGUGGACAAUAUGGUGAAUAGUCCAUCGCCAACAAAAAUAAUGGAAUCAGAACUUAUAAUGAAUAAUGUUGACCAAAUCAGCAUGCAGAUAUCAAGAGAACGGAAUAUGGAAACUAUGAAAGCUAAGGACAUUGUUAUCAGCUGCUUGUUGCGACUUGCAAGUGAAAUACAAUCAAAUGAGCUCAGUACUCCAAUUUUACAGAUAUCUUCAUGAAUGUAAACCAGAUUUAAACAUAACUGAGGAUCUCAACCUUAUAGAUGUGAGUUCUUGAUGAUAUGGUUAAGCUUAGGCAAGAUUGCCAUCUGUAUCCUGUAAUGACAGUCUUCUGGAUCACGACGUCAACCCAAGAAUCAAAGCCCUUCAGCAUUAGCAACCAUCCUCUAAUGGCAUGAACAAAAACCUAGUCAUCAGACUACACCCCUUUCUUCAAUCAGUAAUCAUUCUCUCCAGGAAGAGAAAUAUUUAAGAUCCAGACUGCUUAUCUAAAAUCCUGAUGCGGAGUUUUGACCCGAAAUGUCAACUAUCCCUCUAUCUCCACGGUUACUGCCUGAAUGACGGAGUUCCUCUUGCCAUUUUUAUUUUGCUCUAGAUUACAGCAUUCUCUUGUGUCUACAGUUAAGUCUGAUCAUAGUGUAACAGAGGGCUGCUGGCCCAGUGCUCCUGUCUAAGUAACUAUAAUUGUGAGAUUCCACCCAUCCUCUCUGCAGACUGCACAAGUCCUUGCAAGUCCACUACAUCAUUUCCCAUAGUGCUGGCACAAAAUAACAAUAACAGGGACAGAAUCAAGUGAAAUAUUUUUCCCACCAGCUUGUCCUAUUAUUACUAAGGAAUCACUGGUUCUUGGAAAGAAUAAAAGAACGAAGGAAUAAAAGUUAGUCUGAUGUCCUUAUGUAUCUCACUUGAAGCAGUGGAAGGUAGCUGAAGGUUUAUUCUCAAAAUGGAGGCCGGUGCCUCAGAGUGUGGCACAGAGUUGGGCGUUAGGAGCCUUGUUAUUUAUAUAAAUGAUGUGGAUGCAAAAGUACAAGGUUUAAUCAGCAAGUUAGUGGAUGACACAAAAUUAGGAUGUUUGUUGAUGGUGAAGAAGGUUAUCAUUGAUUACAGGUGGGGGGGGGGGUCCUUGAUCCAUUAGGAAAGAGGGAUGAGGAACGCCAAAUGGAUUUCAUUACAGAUAAAUGUAAGGUGAUGUAAUUUGGAAAGUCAAACCAGCAUAGGACUUAUAGAGGGAACUUGGAGUACAAGUGCAUAGUUCAUUGGAAGCAACAUCACAGGAAGACAGAGUGAUGAAAAAGUGUUUAACACGCUGCCCUUCAUCAGCAGGAGCAGUGUAUAGGAAUUGGGAUAUUAUAUUGCCAUUGUAUAAGUUGUUGGUGAGACUACACUUGGAGAACUGUGUACAGUCUUUGUCACACUAUUAUAGGAAAGACAUAGUAAAACUGGAAAGAGAACAGAAAGGAUUUAUGAGGAUGUUGUGUGGACUAGAGGGGCUUAAGUGUGAGGGAGGGUGGGCCAGGCUAGGUCUUUAUUUCUUGGAAUAUAGCAAAAUGUGGGGUGACCUUACAGAAUCAUGAGGGGCAAAGAUAAAGCAGAUGGUAGCAGUCUUUUCCCCAGGAUAGGGGAGAGCAAAACUAGGGGACAUAGAUUUAUGAUGAGAGUGGAAUCUUUUAACAGGAAGUUGAGAAGCAACAUUUUCAUGCAAAGGGUGGCGAGUAUAUGGAAUGAGCUGCUAGAGGAAGAGGCUGAGGUAGGGACAAUAUUAUCCUUUCAGAAGCACUUGGAUUAGUACAUGGAAUAGUGGGGCUUAAAGGCAUAUGGGCCAAAUACAGGAAAUUGAGACGAGCUGAGUGAGAACCUUGGCUAGCAUGGACAGGCCAGGGUGAAGGGCCUGUAUGUCUGCUGUAUUACUCUAUGACUCGAUGACUCUAAUAUAUGUUGCCACCAGUUGGAGGAAGUAGCAUGGAUCGGAUGCACUAGACUUGUUGGAUGUUUUAUGGCUUAUAGCAAAGGAAUAAAAUAAUGCAUAUUGGUUAUUUAAAUAUUUGUUUCCUUUUAGGCAGCACUUUCAUUGUAUAGUUAAUUAUUGACUAUUGCGUUGAACAUUGUAUUGGUUUCUCAUGAUUAACCAAUAGCAGAAAUUACAUUUAUUUAGCAAAAUGCAUGCUAUCUCAUGGUAAAAUGAGUCUUGCAAGAGGACCUGAAUGACAAAGUGACUGGGAUGGCUUCUUUAUUAUUAUUACAUUCCUUCUAACUUAGCAAUACUUCGUUUUGAAAUCGCUUUGCAGUUGAAGUGAAAUUGUCUUAUUUGAAAUGAUCCUUUUUUUAUUUGUAGGAUCAUUGUUGCUGGUCACACAAAAUCAAGAGUGAAAUUGGCAAACUGCUCAUCACGUUGUGCACAACAAUCUGAUGUCUUAGAUAAUAUAAAAUCUAGUUUGUUAUAUUCUGUCAAUAAUUAUUUUAUUGAUUAUUGUUAAUUACUAAAGAUUGUUGCGACCACGCACACAUUUUAAGAUGUAUAAAACAGUUAAAUUCCUUGUGAAUUUGUAUGUUUUUCUGAUAAAAAUAUACCUAUUGUAUUGGA
Molecule: messenger RNA, 3323 nt
Organism: Mobula hypostoma (lesser devil ray)
Lineage: Eukaryota; Metazoa; Chordata; Chondrichthyes; Myliobatiformes; Myliobatidae
Product: TLR adapter interacting with SLC15A4 on the lysosome-like
Exons: 2
Coding region: 74-961 (295 amino acids)
Biological process (GO): regulation of toll-like receptor signaling pathway
Source: RefSeq, a predicted model, not a curated record